Leptonychotes weddellii (Weddell seal) is the source of this 570-nucleotide messenger RNA. NCBI's taxonomy places the organism in Eukaryota, Metazoa, Chordata, Mammalia, Carnivora, Phocidae. The record is from RefSeq and is a predicted model, not a curated record.
AUGCGCGACAGCGUCCUGCACUGGCCAGGUCCUUCAGGGCCAGUGGACAGGCAAGGAAUGUACGAGAUCACUGAGCACUUCCAGCAGUCCCUGCUUCUGGCCUGUCCGCUGGACCCACUGAGGCGGGGAGACCGUGACGUCAUCCCCCGGGUGAGGCUCAGCGGCUGGCCAGGGCUCGCCUCAAAUGCAUGGCAGGGGCUGGGUUCGCAGAGUCUGUACCCUCCAGGGUCUGAGGGAGCGUGUUCCACGGGGUUCGACGGACAUCUCCUUUUCCAGGGGAUGAACAAUCAGUACGUCCGCCGGGAGGUCUUCUGCGGGAACACCUGUCACGAGCUCAAGCGCUUCUGGGAGCGCGAGAUCCGCAAGCAGACCUACUACCGGGAAUCCGAGGAAUACCGACUGGGAAGAAGUGCUCUGAGAAACACCAAGGGGAAGGUCAACAUGGCCAUGGAGAUCCUUUCUAUCUUGGCCUUCAGUGCCAAGCUACUAGGCUGCCUCUUUGCCCCCAGGCGCUAUAUUAUUAUUCCUCCCAGGCCUGAUAAGAACACCCUGAAAGGUAGAAGAUCCUAG